GGCGUUUUCCAUCGUUUUAAGUUCCGGAAUUACUGUAAACGGAACCUUAAGCGCGAGUUCAGUUUCUAUGGGUGCUGUUUCCGAAGUGGCACAGAGUGAACCGGAUAUUAUCGGAAUGUCAAAGAUGGGACUCCUCAUGUAACGCACUGCUCGGGAGGACAUGGCUCUGAGCCAAGUUAGUCGCAGUGUGCGGCUGCUCUUAGGUCAAAUUCAACGCUGUCGGCCAGCUCUGCUUUCAAACCAGACGGCUCGGUGUCUGAGUCAAGCAGCUUCUCAGCCAGAGCCCUCCGCGGAUGAAAAUGAAGCCGUGAACCCGACCUUUGUAAAUAGAAAUCCCCGCAACCUGGAGCAGAUGGCUCUGGAUGUGAAGGAUCGGGGCUGGAAGACAACCUGGCCACACCGGGAGUUCUACCACAGGUUGAUGUUCUCCCGUAGCCAACACCAUGUGACAGCCCAAGUGUUUUCCAGCUGCUCCCCUAUUCCGGUGCUUUCUUGUUCAACCAAAGAGUGGGCUGUGAAGAAGGAGCUGGCUUCUACAAACUGCGUGGCAGCCUGUCAGGCUGUGGGCGAGGUGCUGGCGCAGCGCUGCCAGCAGGCUGGCAUCACCAGGAUGGUGUAUAGGGCGAUUCCCUGGACAUACCGCUCAGAUUCUGUUCAGUCUUUCAGAGCUGCAAUGAAAGCAGGAGGAAUCAUUCUAAGUGAACCCAGAAGGAAAUAUGUUGGGUCCUGACUGUAAUUCAUCAGUCAAAUCCGCUGUUUUGUAUAAAUCUGUAUCCCCAUUACUCCUCUCUUUUGUUAACUAUUACUGUGCUGAUAUUAAGAUUACAACUGCUACAGUAAAAAAUAGGAUUCAAAAGAAAGCUUGUUCCUGUGCCAUGUCUCUUUUAUAUUAAGUCAUUCUCCUCUGGUUCAAUAUUUAAUCAAAAAAUAAAGAUUCUUGGUUUGAGUACAA
Molecule: messenger RNA, 952 nt
Organism: Oreochromis aureus
Lineage: Eukaryota; Metazoa; Chordata; Actinopteri; Cichliformes; Cichlidae
Gene: mrpl18
Product: mitochondrial ribosomal protein L18
Exons: 5
Coding region: 161-730 (189 amino acids)
Biological process (GO): translation
Cellular component (GO): mitochondrion; ribosome
Molecular function (GO): structural constituent of ribosome; 5S rRNA binding
Source: RefSeq, a predicted model, not a curated record